Rotaria sp. Silwood2 is the source of this 720-nucleotide messenger RNA. NCBI's taxonomy places the organism in Eukaryota, Metazoa, Rotifera, Eurotatoria, Philodinida, Philodinidae. The record is from the annotation of a GenBank genome assembly.
AUGAAUGAGAUACAAAUAUUAGAAGAUUCGGUGACCUGCAAAGAAGCUAUAAACAUGAAUGGCGAUAUUCACUUUGACAAUAUUAGCUUUGCUUAUCCAACUCGACCUGAUGUACUAGCUUUACGAAACCUCACACUGACGGCUCGUGCAAAUGAGACAACAGCUUUAGUUGGUUCAAGUGGUUCUGGUGGGUAUUUCGAAAAAAAAAACAAAUCGGAGAUUGAUAGUAUUUUCUGUAUUGAACGAAUAGGUAAGAGCACAUGCAUUUCACUUCUACUUCGUUUCUAUGAGCCGUUAUUGGGUCACAUUAAAAUUAGUGAUGGAUCGAUCACCAACUACAAUAUUAAAGAACUACGACAGAAGAUCGGUGUGAUUCUCUUUGCCACAAGUAUCUAUGAAAACAUUCGCUUUGGUAAAGUAAAUGCAACAAGAAACGAGAUCGAACAAGCAGCACGUCAAGCCAAUUCACACGAUUUUAUUAUGCAAUUGCCCAAUAAAUAUGAAACAGUCGUCGGUGAACGUGGUGUUCAAUUGAGUGGUGGUGAAAAACAACGUAUUGCUUUGGCUCGUGCCCUUGUCAAACAACCAGUCGUACUUUUGUUGGACGAAGCGACAAGUGCACUCGAUAAUGCCAACGAAAAGAUUGUUCAAGAAGCGCUCGAUCGAGCUUGUAAAGGUUCGCAUAUAUCUUUCUGUUUUCAUUUUAUCAUCUAUAGUUAA